Racocetra fulgida is the source of this 890-nucleotide messenger RNA. The record is from the annotation of a GenBank genome assembly. Lineage: Eukaryota; Fungi; Glomeromycota; Glomeromycetes; Diversisporales; Gigasporaceae.
UGGAUACCAUUCCUUCGAUAAUUGUUGUAGCAGUUAGUAGUAUAUCAUUAAUUUUACAAACUAUUCACAAUCGAAAAAAGUAUGAUGAAAUACCAUCAGACGAGGUUCCUGAUGAUAUAAUCACUAGUGCGCGUUUUUCACCUGUAAAAAGAGAUGUCGUUAAACUUGGGAUUACGAUACUGCAGGCUGGCUUGUUUACUUUCUUGUUCUGUUGGAGAUUUAAACAUGAAAAUAAUAUAAAUUAUGAUACUAUAAGUACUGGAAUUCUUGCAAUUUGUUGGGGGAUGCUUAAUGCUGAAAUCUAUUCAAAAAGUUUAAGACGAAUUGAUUCUCAUGUUUCCGUUGUAAAAGAUGAAACUGAUAAAUCUGAGGGUAAUUUAGAUGAUGAUGAUAGCGAUUCAUCCGUUGGCAAGAUUACUAAUCUUAUGUCAAUUGAUUCAAAUCGUAUUAAUGAAUUCGCUAUCUGGUGGACAAGCGCAAUUGAUAGUCCAAUAGAAUUAGCUGUUGGUGUUUAUUUUUUGUAUCAAUUAUUGGGUGUUUCUUGCUUGCUCGGUUUGUCAAUUAUGAUUAUUACACUUCCAAUUAAUCAUAAAACGGCUAAGUUAUAUGCAAAAACCCAAGACAAACUUAUGAGUGCCAGAGAUCGUAACUUUUUCUUUUAUACCAAAAUUCAAGGAAAUGAGCUCACAGCAGCAGUUGCUUUUACUUCGAUAGUCGUUUUCAAUGAACUUCGAUUUGCACUUAAUGUUUUACCUGAAGUUUUUACUGAGGCACUUCAAACCCUGGUCAGCAUACGUAGAAUAGAAAACUUUCUAAAUGAAGAUGAGAUCGAUAUUCCACCUGAAAAUAAUUAUCCUCUUAUUACAUCGAUCUCUUUUGAAAAAGCAACU